Drosophila arizonae is the source of this 675-nucleotide messenger RNA. It is a transcript of the gene RpS9, whose product is annotated as ribosomal protein S9. Gene Ontology annotation, molecular function: rRNA binding; structural constituent of ribosome. Lineage: Eukaryota; Metazoa; Arthropoda; Insecta; Diptera; Drosophilidae. Gene Ontology annotation, biological process: ribosomal small subunit biogenesis; translation. Gene Ontology annotation, cellular component: cytosolic small ribosomal subunit. The record is from RefSeq and is a predicted model, not a curated record.
CGGUUGAAUUGUUGGAAUCAUGGUUAACGGCCGCAUACCCUCGGUCUUCUCGAAGACCUAUGUGACUCCACGUCGCCCCUAUGAAAAGGCACGUCUGGACCAGGAGUUGAAGAUCAUUGGCGAAUAUGGUCUGCGCAACAAGCGCGAAGUGUGGCGCGUCAAAUACGCCCUGGCCAAAAUCCGUAAGGCUGCCCGUGAGCUGCUGACUUUGGAAGAGAAGGACGAAAAGCGUCUAUUCCAGGGUAACGCUCUGCUGCGUCGUUUAGUGCGCAUUGGUGUCUUGGAUGAGUCUCGCAUGAAGCUCGAUUACGUGCUCGGCUUGAAGAUUGAGGACUUCUUGGAGCGCCGUCUGCAGACCCAGGUGUUCAAGCUUGGAUUGGCCAAGUCCAUCCAUCAUGCACGCGUGUUGAUCCGUCAGCGUCACAUUCGUGUGCGCAAGCAGGUGGUCAACAUUCCAUCUUUCGUGGUGCGUCUGGAUUCGCAGAAGCACAUUGACUUCUCCCUGAAGUCGCCCUUCGGUGGUGGCCGUCCCGGACGUGUCAAGAGGAAGAACUUGAAGAAGAACCAGGGUGGUGGUGCAGCAGCUGCCGAAGAAGAGGAGGACUAAACUGCAAGUCAGUUAAUUUUUAAUGAAAUAAAAUGGAAUUAUUUACAAAAUAAAUGUAAAGUCCUUAA